UCGGGCGGAGGGGUGGAGACGCAGGGUGGGGUCACACAGAGGCGGAGGAGAGAAGCGGAGAGAGAGACUCUGAGCCCAACCCCGAACACGGCAACAAACACAGCUGCUGAAACGACGCCGCGUACAAAGCAAAGCGGAUUUUUUUUUUAUUUUGUUUUUUUUUUUUAAUUAUUAUUUCUUUCUUUCCUCUCUCUCUCACACACACACGUAUAUAUAGAUCUAUCAACGCCGAGAUGAUCAAGCGGAGUGUCUGAGUUCCUGAAGCCGACUGUCGCUUCUUUUAUUUAGAUUUUUGUUCUCAAUCCGAAAGCUGGAGCUUAAAAAAAGAAAAAAAACUUGUUAUUUAAAUCCCGCACCCCGCCCGCUGCACUCCACCCCUCUGUACCGCUGCUGCACCCCAGCCUAGCUACCGAGAUGCACACGGAGGCUCGCAAUAACACAUGCCAGCCGAAUCCUGAGAAGUCCAACGCUGCUACCUCAGAGCCCUCCGAGGAGAUGCCAUCCAUACAGAUCAAGCCUGAGCCAGAGGAGGUGGAGUGCACGGUGAAACAAGAGCCUGAGGACGAUUGCCCAGAGCCGACGGACCUGAAACUGAAGUCCUCUCCCCCUCCUCUCUGCGUCAUCAGCACCCACCCGGCCGACGCCGACCAGACCGAGCCCGUGGACCUGUCGCUUAACAAGCCCCGCCCCUCGCUACCUAUCGCUGCCACGCCCGCAGCCACGCCGGUCAACCCUGCGCCAGCGACGGGCGGCAUCAGCGCCAGCGCCACCCUCCCGGCCGUCCUGGCGUCCACGGGCUCCAUCCUGGCCUCGGCACAGAGCGUCGGGGGACAACAGAUCCUACACGUCAUCCACACCAUCCCCUCAAUGAACGUUGCAGGCAAGGUGGGCCAGCUGCAGACCAUCCCUGUGGUGGUACAGUCGCUGCCCGUCGUCUACACGGCCAUGCCCGCUGACGGAGUGCCCACCGCCGCCAUCACCGUCCCCCUCAUCGGCACAGACGGCCGCUCCGAAGGGUCAGUGCGAAUCAAGCCUGGAUCGACGUCCCCGGUGGAGUACCAGAGCGACAGCGAUGCGGAGAGUGGCACAGAGUCCGGAUCAGCCUCCUUCAGAACGCAGGGCAUGGACAACAGCUUAAGCACAGACGUGGACAUCCAAGCAGACCCCGACUCGCCCGACAUGAAGAGACGGCGAGUGCACAUGUGCGACUACGACGGCUGCAACAAAGUGUACACCAAAAGCUCUCAUCUGAAAGCUCACCGCAGAAUACACACAGGAGAGAAGCCGUAUCAGUGUACGUGGGAGGGCUGCACGUGGCGCUUUGCCCGCUCCGACGAGCUAACGCGUCACUUUCGCAAGCACACGGGCAUCAAGCCAUUCCGCUGCACUGACUGCGACCGCAGCUUCUCACGCUCCGACCAUCUCGCCCUCCACCGGCGCCGCCACGUCAUGAUGUGAGCCCGGCUUCGCAUCAUUCCAGCUCAGUUUAGCCCCGCCUCCUCUUCCCACUAUUUUCUCCUCAGGAGGCUCCACCCUAAUCCCCCUCCCCGCCCCCACCCCCACAGAAAGGGCUGAGAGAACUGUGAAGCUGUCCCUUCCUUCCUUCCUUCCUUCCUUCCUUCCUCAGAUCCGCAUACGAUGAAGAUAAACGCCGCAUGUCUCUUGGGGUCGUUCUCCCACACAGUCACGUCAAAAAAGAAAUCCGCUCGUCCGUCCCGUUCUCAUUUAGUCCAGGUCACGCCGUUGCAACGCUCGCUCCAGCGGGGGAGCCGGACCGGUGAGAUGCGCUGCAGAGAGCAGACUGAAGGCGUGAGGGUUCGUCUGAACCCGUCACGAUGACGAGACACGAGCGGAGCAGAACCGGACGACAGAGAGGACGCGAGAAGAGAAACGAAACGAGUUUACACAAUACGAGUCUCUUCUGAUCAUUUGAUUUGUAUGUUUUACCUGAACAUUUUAGUCUUUAUAGACGUUUAUUAUUAUUAUUAUUAUUAUUAUUAUUAUUAUUAUUAUUAUUAUUAUUAUUAUAUAUAUUUUUUGGUUUGCAUGAUCUAGCUCUGUUGUGUUGAGUCAUUUGAAUGCUUGCGUGUGGCUUGAAUGUUCACGUGUAUUUUUUUUUCUCUUCUUUUUCUUUUUAAAAUAAGUCCUACCCCCUAUUUUACGAACAAAUAUUUCCGUCUUUUAUCAGCUAUCUUCCCCGCACCACCCGAGAGGUAGAACGCGAAGACUGUGAAUUUUUUUUUUUUUUUUUUGGAAAUAUUGGCUAAUUCUUUUCAUCAUUUUUUUUUUGGUUAGUUUUUGGAGGUUUUUUUGAGAGAGCGCGCGAGAGAGAGAACGAGAGAGCGCACGAGAGAGCGCACGAGAGAGAGAACGAGAGAGAGAACGAGAGAGAGAACGAGAGAGAGAACGAGAGAGAGAACGAGAGAGAGAACGAGAGAGAGAACGAGAGAGAGAACGAGAGAGCCUCACUUCAAGGCCUCACUUCAAGGCCUCACUUCAAGGUUUUCAGCAAGAUAUGAAGUUCCUGAACUUGUGAAGUUUAUGGAAUUUUGGGUUGGGAUAUCACAACAAAGCAUCUUCCACAAAACCAACAAACAAACAAAAUAUAUUUGGCUUGGUAACAGUAUUUAUAUAUAUAUAUAUAUGUAUAUAUAAAGUAAAAUUAAAAAGUAAAUCCAAAUGGGGUUAGGAUAGGAAAUACGGGCGCUUGAUAACCGUGAGAGUGUGUGUGUGUGUGUGUGUGUGUUUUUCUAUGAAACCUAAUCAGAGUUUUAAUAGUAGAGGUGUGUGUUCUAGGCACAUAUUGUUCACGCCCAUCAGAGCCUUAAUUGAAGUAAAUGUGCAACUCGUGUAUUUUGCGCAUCUGGUUUGGCGGAGUUCCUCAGGGUUCUGGGUUGGGACCCCUAGUAAAGUAAGGCAAAAAAAAAAAGAAAAAAAAGACAACAUCGAAAAAACAAACAACCAUCUUUUUUUAUAUAUAAAUAUAUAUAUGGAUCAACAGCAACCACUUCUUAAAGGAACAGUUUUAGCUCCAGCCCUGGUUUCACUCGACUAUGCAAAAGUGAGACCCGGACCUUCCCCUCGACCUCCGUGGCGAUUAUCGGAUUAAAAAUCGUAGAGCACAGUCCCGUUCAGAGAGGACGAUUUAUUCGACCUCGUCCCUAUCCCGUCACGCUAGCGCGUGUCGUCGCGGUCGUCGUUUCAACAGCUAGCAGAUUACGAAGACGUACGCGUCAGGCCUUUUAUUUUGUUUGUGGAAGCUAAACGCAGCGUGUUGGAUUCCAGCCUUCAAGAGUUGACUGCAUGUUCGGUGGGGUGGGGGGAGGGGUUCAAAUAAAUAAAUAAAUAGAAACAAAUUAAAAUAAUCUUUGAUCCAGUGCAAUCUUCAGACGUCAGAUCUAUUCUCAGUCCUAUUCUCUUUGCUUCAACUCUAAACCUAAGCACAUCUUUGUAGAAAAGUAUAUGCAUUCGAUUGCGAUCCUUUUUUUUUUAAAUAAAUAAACUGUUCAUAGGCAUACAGACAAUUAUAAAUAAUUAACGAAUACAUGUAAAUAUUGUAUAUAAUCAAAGUUCUGAAUAAACGUAACGGGUGGAUUUCUAUUUUUAACACUGACUAGACAAUGUGAAAAAAAAAAUUCUUUCUUUUUCCCUUUGUUGGCUCAACAAUGUGUUGUUUUUUUUUUGUUUUGUUUUGUUUUUUUUUUUCUAAAGGGAAAAAAAAUCCCUUUUUAAUCGGAUGUGUUGUAACUUUUUUUUUGUUUUGUUUUGUUUUGCAUGGAGAGAAUUUUCUUUGUGAAGUCGCUGAGCAUGUCGGUGACCUGACGGUGGCCUGUAAGCACUGAUGAUCCAUCUCUGAUACGGCGUGGCAUUUCCUGUGCAAUUAAAGCCAUUCUUUGCACGUUUAAAAAAAAAAAAAAGCAAAAAAAAAAAAAAACACAAAAAAAAAACAACAACAACAACAAAAAAAAAAAACAGCUACUACCUGACUUUAGUGACGCUCUGUUUAUAAAUAGGCACAGUACUCAGAACGACCCUUUGAUCAAAUGAAAUGUGCGUCGUCUCGGUUCCGUGCGACCGAAAUGCCAUCAGGAACCUCCAGUAGGAACUCUUGUAGAUGAAUUUUAUUUCCAAACCGACCCAUUUUAUGACCUUCACUUGUAUUUUAUGUCUCGUGACUGAACUGAACAUCUUUUUCAAGCAUGUUUACUCAUUUUCAGUUUGAGUUCAACAAACACACAUAUAUCGGGUUUGCUUUGCGCGAGUGUACGCGAGCGUGUUUUUCCUCUCUCUCUCUCUCUUUUUUUUUCUUUCCCUGUUUGUUUGUUUUUGUUUUGUUUUUCAAGGUCGGAAUCAUAGGUAUUUUAUAUUGAAUGCAGUAACUUAUGGGCCAGUACUAUAUUACUCAGUGCAAUGCAGUUAUCCUGAUAAUAAUACAAGUAAUUAAUGUUAUUUCUUUUGUAUUUGUACAGAACAAAUGUGUAAAGAUCAGUGAGGCGAACACAAGCUUUUUGAUACUGUGAGAAAUGGUGUUAAAAGUCAGUUUCCCCUGUACAGUCGUGAUUCUCUACGCCUUUUAUAGAAUAAAGUGUUUUUUUGGGUUUUU
Ictalurus punctatus (channel catfish) is the source of this 4603-nucleotide messenger RNA. It is a transcript of the gene klf8, whose product is annotated as Kruppel-like factor 8. Gene Ontology annotation, molecular function: DNA-binding transcription factor activity, RNA polymerase II-specific; RNA polymerase II cis-regulatory region sequence-specific DNA binding. Gene Ontology annotation, biological process: regulation of transcription by RNA polymerase II. The transcript is spliced from 6 exons. Bases 415 to 1458 code for a protein of 347 amino acids. Lineage: Eukaryota; Metazoa; Chordata; Actinopteri; Siluriformes; Ictaluridae. The record is from RefSeq and is a predicted model, not a curated record.